Rotaria socialis is the source of this 40383-nucleotide messenger RNA. Lineage: Eukaryota; Metazoa; Rotifera; Eurotatoria; Philodinida; Philodinidae. The record is from the annotation of a GenBank genome assembly.
AUGUCGUCGCCAACGUGGAAUCCAGUUAGUUUAUCAUCAUUCAUAUUCGACCGUGAUCGAUAUCGACGUAGUGUAAGUGAGCAAACACAUACCAUAACAACGCAUGAAUAUCAUAGUUAUCGACGAACAGAAUCACCUUGCCAACAUCGAAACUAUUGUGAGCAUUGCCCUUGCAUAAGUUGUCGUCGAUAUCGUCAACCUUCCUAUCGACAUCAUAUGAGUCGUCGACAAGCAUCAGGUUUUAUGUCGGAAGGGCGCCAAGAAUUUUAUUCUAGUGCUCAUUCUGUACGAGAUGAAGUGCGGCGAGGUAGUCCAACAGAUAUUGGGAUAUCGUUAAAUCCAUAUCAUCAGCGUUCGUCACAAUCCGAAUAUCAUCAUCAUCAGCAGCAGCAGCAGCAGCAACAGAGACAGCAGCGACAACAACAUAGUCAACAACAACAAGUAUAUCAGCCUCACCAUUUUCAUGAUAAUACUGAAUAUGAGCGCCAACGACCGAAACCUUUGUUGCAGAUUAAUCGACGCAGUACACGCGAAGUUCAACCAAACGAUCAAGCUGUGCCAAGUGCUACUAACGCUAGUCGAUAUGACGAGGCUGUCAUCAAGCGAAGAUAUGCCUUCGCUGACAUCCUCGAGAGCGAACGCUCAUAUGUUGCUGAUCUUCAGCGUAUUAUUGAAAUUUAUCUAUAUGAAUUAACUCGUCAAGAAUGCCCGUGGUUCGUCAAAGAAAAAAAAGACCUUCUCUUCAGUAACAUCGAAGAUAUAUUCGCAUUCCAUAAAGUAUUAUUCUUGAAUGAUUUAACUAAUACUAUUGAGCAUGAUCCAAAUGAAUUGGCUUAUGUAUUUUUACGUCGAAGAGAUCAGUUUUUAAAUCUUUAUUCGCAGUAUAUGUACGAUCGAGCACGAUCUGAACAUGUACUACAAACAAAUCCCAAUAUUCAACCUUAUUUUGAUGAAUUAAUUCAACGAUUAGGUUUACAAACAAGUGAUUUAACACUUAAUAAUUUACUUAAUCGACCUAUACAACGACUUGAAAAAUAUAAAAAUAUUUUACAAGAAAUGAUUAAAUAUACAAAUCGAAUGCGUGAAGACAGUACAAUAUUGCAACAAGCUUAUACAAUGAUAAGCAAUGUUUUAAAUGAAGCACGUCAACGUGAUGCAACCGAACUUAUCGACAGUCUACCGUUCACGAAUGAAGAAUUAGGCGAUUUAAAACGUCAUGAUACUGUUUUAAUUAAAACAGCAGAUCAGGAUCUUGAUUCAGUCAAUGAAAGUGGUACACGUUUACGUGAGAGAUUUUUGUAUUUAUAUCGUCACAAAAUCGUUUUAUGUCGACGUAAACGUGUCGAUAGUCGGUUAGAAGCAAGGUCAUUAGUAUUUAAACAAUCAUAUAAUACAAAUGAAAUAACAUUUAUUCAAGAAAAUUUUCCCGAUGAUGAUAAAAAAUUUGAAAUAACAUUUAAUGAUAAUGAACGUGCUACAUUUUAUGCUCGAAAUGCUUUUUCAAAAAUGUCUUUAGUUAGAUCAUUAAGAGAUAAUCUUAAAUCUCUUGGUUUUGUCGAAGAAAUUGAAAUGAUUGAAACAACUGAAAUUGAAGAUGACACACGACCAAAACGUUCGGCGACAAAAAAGCGUUCAAUGGAUGUAUUAGAGUCAACAACAUUCGAACAACAAAAACGUGGUCGCUCAUCAGGACAAACAACAUCUGGUACAUCAGAUUUUUAUUCAGUCGGAAGUGAAACAGAAUCAAGUUAUCAAACUGCUGGAGAAAAUGAUGAUUUUAAGCCGAAGUUUUUGAAAAAAUUAAAUGAUACCCUAGCUACAGAGGGUGAUUUUGUCACAUUAGAAUGUAUUGUUAUCAGUACAACACCAGUUUAUGCAACAUGGUUUAAAAAUAAUAUUCCUGUACAAGAUAGUGCUGAUUGUCGAUUAAUACAAGAAGACAAACGUUUUCAAUUAGUGGUGAAAGAAGCUUUUGUUGAAGAUGGAGGCGUUUAUUCAAUAAAAAUUUCUAAUCAUGCUGGAACAGUCCUAUGCAGUUGUAAAUUAUUCGUACGAGAAGAAAUGAGUGAUGAACGAACAAUACGCGACGAUUUAGUUAUUCGCGAAGGCUCAUCACCCGAAGCAAAAAAAGAUGCUACUGACAAUGAAGAUGAGUUACGUAUAAUAGAACUAGCGUAUGAUCAACCUGGUGGAUAUAAAGUAACACCACACGUUGGUCGAGCACCAAUUUUUCUUCAACCACUUAUGCCAAUUAUUUCCAAAGCUGGAGAUAUUGUUACCUUAAAAUGUACUGCUACAGCAACACCUAUGCCAUCUGCAACUUGGUAUAAAAAUGGCCUUGAAAUUCAACCAGGUGGUCGUUGUUCAGUAUUUCAUGAUCAAAAUGGAACUUAUUCAUUAGUUAUUUCCGAUGCUUUACCGCAAGAUUCAGGUUCAUAUGAAAUUACUGUACGAAAUCAAUACGGUACAGCAAAUUCAAAAACAAAUUUACAAAUUCUGGAACGUGAAAGUGUUUUUAUUCCGAUUCCCAUAACUCGAGUAUCAACAGAAGAACAUGGUACAGCUAAAUUAUCAUGUGCAGUUAAACGUCCAGAUGUAUUCGUUGAUUGGUAUAAAGGUGAUGAAGCAUUGUUUAAUGGACCACAAGAAGAAAAUCUUAAAUAUAAACGUAUUGACGAUGGUCUACAAAGAGAAUUGAUUGUUAAAAAUGUAUCGAUUGAUGAUCAAGGAGAUUACGUUUGUCAAGCUGAUAAAUAUCGCGUUACACUUCAUCUUAAUGUUCAAGGACCUGCUGCUGAAUUUGUACGUCCACUUGAAAAUAUUGAAGUAACAGAAAAUAAUGAAGCUGUUUUUGAAUGUCAAUUAUCAAAAGAAGAUGCUCAAGUUGAAUGGUGGUUUCGUGGAAUGCCUAUAGUGCCAUCAAAACAUCAUUUAAGUGCAUCACGUGGUUAUAUUCAUCAAUUGAUUAUACCAAAAGUUGCAAUGAGUGAUGAAGGAGAAUAUUCAAUACGUGUUGAUAAUAAAAAUACAUCAACUGCUCAAUUGUUUGUCAAAGAACAACCAAUUAUUUUUCGUCGUCCUUUACGCUCGCAAACUGUCGAAGAAAGUUCUUUAACUAUAUCAAACAAUGCUGUUUUCGAAUGUGAACUUAACAAACCAUUAAAACAAAUGUUAUGGUUCAAAUCUAAUGUUCAACAUUUAAUACCAUCGGAUAAAUAUCAAGUAGAAUCGUUUGCGAAUGGUCUCAUUCAUCGAUUAACUAUUCGUAAUGUUACUUUACGUGACGAUGGAGAAUAUACAGCAUCUACCGGAUUAAAUACGUCACAGGCUCGACUCGCCGUUGAGCCAUUAUUACCAAUUUUUGUGGUGCCAUUAAUGGAUGCACGUGCUAACACACGUGAAAGUGUCAAAUUAUCAUGUGAAACUAGUAAUCCCUGUCAAGUUAUAUGGAUGCAUCGCGGAAAGAAAAUUAUUGAAAAUAGUUAUAAAUAUGUAAUAGGCGACUUCAAUAAUACGACGUUGCAUACGCUUGAUAUUGAUAGUUUGGAUUUACGUGAUCAAGGUGAAGUUCUUUGUUCCAUAGCACAACAUCCAUCUGUCUCAACCACUUGUCAAUUACUGGUUGAAGACGCGCAAAAUCGAUCGGCAUUUAAUACACCAUUAAAACCAUUUAUGGAAUUUGUUCGUGGUCAAGAUGCAAUACUUGAUUGUGAAACAUAUGACUCGACAUAUUUUCAAUGGCUUAAAGAUGGUUCAACAUUAAUGGCAACAAGUAAUAAACUUCGAACACUUGAGGAUGAUAAACAUUCAACAUUAGUUAUUAAACAAUUUAAUGAAUAUGAUGAGGGUGUUUAUACAUGUGUAACACGUGAAGGUCAAGCAACAUCGACAACUGUUCGAACAAUCCGUCAACGUGAACGAACACCACGUAGUGAAGAACGUUUUGGUUCAUAUAUGAAAAUCGAUUCACCGCGUACAAGUCGAACACCUGAGCUAGGUGGUUAUCGUUCGAGUUUAAGUCCAUCAAGUUCUCGUUAUGUUCCAUCAUUAGGUGUUGACGAUGAACGUCAAAGAUCACCACGUGUUGAAGAAACAAGACGAACUAAAAAAAUUACAAUACAAGAAACAAGUGAACAACGUUUACCUCCUACAACUAAAACAAGCACAGCUACAUUUCGUCCAAGUGCAAGCCCAAGUCCGCAACGUGAAUAUGUUCGUAGCGGUUAUGCAUCAGGAACAAGCCCGGAACGAGAGCGUCUAUCGAUACCUCGUCAUUUUUCUCCAUCAACAACAACAUAUAAAUCAUCGAAUCAGUUACAAGAAUUUGGUCAUUAUAUUGAUCGUAGUUCGACAUCUCCGUCUACGUCGCCAACACGUAAAACAAGUAUAACAUAUGCAAAUAUAAAUACAUCAGCUAAAAUGCCACCAGUAUAUGAAGAACAAGAUGAACAUCAACGACAUCGUUCAUCAGUUACAUUUUCACCAAGUCGAUCACCAGCUAGACAACCUCCGCCACGUUUAUCAACGUCAGCUGAACGACGAAUCGUCGAAAUGCAAAUACCCAUUAGCCCUACGCCAUCACGUCAUGAAUUAAAACAUGCACCAUAUCGUGAAGAAUCGAUACCUGAAGAACACAUACAGUUUCUUGAUAGUGGAACGUAUGAUAAACAAACGCCAAUAUUUCAGAGUGAAGAACCUUAUGGUUUAAAUACAUCAAGUGUUCAAAUAACUGAAACAUUACCAAUGAUACAUAUCACGCAGCCACUAGUUGAUACACGUGUUGAACAAGGUAAGCCAUUACGACUUGUUGUUGAAACAUCACAACCAUCAAGUGAAGCCAUGUGGUUUAAAACUGAUGCAUAUGCAACAGCACCUAAUCUAGCGAAAAAACUUGAUGAAGAUGGAAAAUAUCAUAUGAUAACACAAGGCACACGACAUAUUCUUAUUGUACCUAAUGCAACACCCGAUGAUAAUGGUGAAUAUAUAUGUCGUAUACAAAACGCAAUGACACGUGCACAAGUGCGAAUAACUAAUGAAGAUCUACAAUUUAUUCGACGUUUACCACAAUCCAUUGAUGUUAUUGGUGGACGUGAUAUUAUUAUUGAAUGUGAAAUGAAUAAACUUGAUACACAAGCCAUAUGGAAAAAAGAUAAUGAGUUUAUUCGAAAUCCUCAAAAAUUUAUACCAAUAUCAGAAAAUAAAAAACAUAAAUUAAUUAUUAAAGAUGCAACGAGUGAAGAUUCAGGACUUUAUACCGUUAUUGUCAAUGAUCUUGAAUCAACAACAUAUGUUAAUGUGACACCUGAACCGUUACUUAUAUUGAAACCACUUCAAGAUCAACAUGUACAUUCAGGGGAUACAGUUACAUUUACAUGUGUUUGUUCAAAAACUCCUAAAACUGUUCAAUGGUAUUUAAAUGGUUAUGCAUUACCCAUUCAUGAACGUUAUCAACCAAACAUAAUCGAUCGUGAAAUACAACUAACAAUCGAUAAUGUUCAAGAAUCAGAUAUUGGAACAAUAACAUGUUGCUUAAAUAAUACAAUAACAACAGCUAAUUUAACAUUAGAUGAUAAAGAUACAACAUUGAAAUUUAUUAAAUUAUUAGAAGAUGACGAUACAGGAAAUAUUCAAGUAGAUUCACCAUUUAUGCUGGAAUGCAGAACAAAUAGGCCAACAUAUCAAAUUCGAUGGUUUAAAGAUAAUAGAGAAAUCAGUCAAUAUGAUCAAGUUAUGAAGACUAUUUCAGAUGGAUGUACACAUGUACUUCAAAUUUCUCGUGCACAACCCGAACACAAUGGUCGAUAUCGUUGUGUUGUUGCUGAUACACUUGAUACUUCAUGUCAUAUAACAGUGCGUGAACCUGAUUAUCGUUUUACUCAACCAUUACCUUCAAAUAUUCAAUUUUCACCUCAAACGGAUCGAUCAUUAACACUUGACGCAACACUUAAUCGAAAACCAGCUCAAGUUCAAUGGUUUAAAAAUAGUAUUGAGAUAUUUCCGUCAAGAAAAUAUGAAUUAGUUAAUGAACAUCAUGUUAUUGCAUUAAUUGUUCAUGAUUUAGCCUCUGACGAUCAAGGUUUAUAUCGUUGCAUUGUUGCUAAUGGGCAAGCAACUAGUGAAUGUCAGGUAUCAAUGAAUUUAAUGACUGAAAAUGAUCGUCGUUUAAUAAAACCAUUAGGAGAUCAGAAUAUCUAUGUACAUGAUACAUGUUCAUUGAAUGUUCAAUUUCAAGGCGAUGCGCCAGAUGUUAAAUGGUAUAAAAAUGGUCAAGAAAUCUAUCCAAGUCAAAAAUAUCGUUUAGUACAACAUGGAAAUGAGCAAACAUUACUUAUCGAUGAUUGCCAAUUAAUACACGACCAAGCGUAUUAUAGUUUACGUUUAGUCACAAAUCCAAAACUUGAUUUAACAUCAUGUUAUGUUCAAAUUAAAGAUAAAUAUGUUAAUAUAACAAAACCACUUGAACCACAAAGAUGCAUUUUAGGACAAGAGCAACAGGUUCAAUUCGAUUGUGAAACAACGCCAACAGAUAAAAAUCCUGUUUGGUUUUUUAACAAUCGACAAAUAGAUAAUACAUCAAAAUAUGAAUUAAUAUCAACAGAUAAUACACAUCAUUUAUUAUUUGUUCAUCAACCUGAAUUAUCUGAUCAAGGACAAUAUACAAUAUCGUUUCCUGAAAGUGAUCAAUCAUCAACAGCUAAUUUACAAGUUUUACAAACUCCGUCCACAUUAGAAUUUAUUCAACCACUUAAUGAUACAUUUUUAUGUGAAGAAGGUGAUAAUUUUGUACUCGUUACACGUACAAAUAAACCAACACAUGUUAGUUGGAUGAAAAAUGGCUAUAAAUUAUCAAUGAAACCGAAAUUAGAUUCAUUGCCGACAAAUGAACAUCGUUUAACAAUAGAAAAAGCACAAAAGUUAGACCAUGAAGGUAUUUAUACCUGUAUCAUUGAUACAAAUAAUGUCGCCACACAAUGCCAUGUUAAAAUUCUUGAACGUGAAUUACAAUUAAUUCAACCAUUACCAAAACAAAUACGUUUAAAUGAACAUGAUACAUUAACAUUAAUAUGUGAAACUAAUCGUAAACCUAAGAAAGUUCAAUGGUUUAAAGAUCAAUCAAAUAUACCAUUGGAAACAAAUAAUUCAUUAAUGAUCAUAAAUGCCGAUGAAACAUGUACAUUAAUUAUUAACAGUGUUAAUAAAUUCGAUUCAGGAACUUAUACUUGUCGUCUUGAAGAUCGCUUAAUUACUGUUUCGGAUGUUAAAAUACAGGAAUCUGCAUCACAAUUUAUUGAUGGUCCACAGUCAUAUCUUGUUUGGAGACGACGAGAAGAUGGACCUGUUGCAAACAUCAGUUGUACAUUGAAUAAACCAAAUGUACCAGUAAAAUGGUUUCGUGAAAAUCAAGAAAUUCGACCAGAAUUUAAUGAUAAAUAUGAAAUUAUUUCUGAAGGUGCUAUUCAAUGUUUAUUAAUACAUGAUGUACAAAAAGAUGACUCAAGUAAAUAUGUUGUUUCAUUGGGAUCUACUUAUCGUGCAUGUCAUCUCGAAGUUAUUGAUGAUACGGGAAUAUCGACUGAUGAUGAAGGUCUUGAUCAAAUUUUACAACCAUUUGCUUCUCCUCAACGACAAGAAGUUUUGGAAGGCGAUUCUCUGACCAUUGAAGUAUCACCUGAUAAUGUUCUUCAACCGAUGUUACCAAAUCAAUUUCGUUUAUUAAAAAAUAAUCGUCCUAUAAUUGAUGAUUCUCAUAUACAAUUGGAGCGCGAUAAUGAAUCGAUUGAUUCAAAUCGAUGGCUAAUACGUUUAGUUGAUGUUGAUUUGAAUGACUCUGGUGUAUAUUCAAUAGAAAUAAAUAAUCAAAUUCGACAAGAUUUACUUGAUUUAUUUGUUAAAAAACGACCAAUACAAAGACAAUUCAUAACAUUACCGAAAGAUGAAUUUUAUUUACAUGAAACAAUAACACUGGAAUGUAAAUUUGAACGACCAAUAAAAACUAAAUCUCUUCCACCAACAUGGUUUAAAAAUGGUAGUCCAAUACAACCAUCGAAUCAUCAAUUGAUUGACAUUGAAAGUUCAACAACAGAUGGUUCAACAAAAUAUUCAUUAACAAUAAAAAAUGUUGAAUUUUCCGAUGAAGGUAUUUAUGAAUUACGUAGUGAUUAUCUUAUUGUCGAAACUCCAUUUAUUCGUAUUGUUGAAAAGCCCAUUCAAGCUGCAACUGUUCGUACUGUAACUGAAGGUGAUAGUCUUCAAGUGGAUGUUAAUAUUGAUCAAAAUGAAUAUCAACAAAUAUCACCGGACAACUUACUCGGUCAAAUAACUGUUUUAAAAGAUAAUCGUCCAAUAAUAAAUAAACCCGAAAUAAAUAAAUGGUUUGAUGGUAAACAAUUUAAAUUAGAAUUGAAAAAUUUAUCAUUAAAUGAUCGUGGUUUAUAUGAAAUUAAUAUACAAGGGCAACGUUCACCAAUUUGUUUACUCGAUGUUAAAGAACGACAACCAGAAGUAUUUUUACUUGAUUUAGAUCGCAAUACAUUUGACGAAGGGGAAACAAUACGUUUAGCCUGUACUUUUCCACAACGGCCAGAUCCACUUUCAAAUUGGUUUAAAGAUGGACAAUUGAUUCAUCCAAAUGAAAAUGUUCAAUUAAUCGAUGAAGAUAAUACAUUCACUAUUAUUAUUCGAAAUGCCAAACGCACAGAUUCUGGUGUUUAUGAAGUUCGUAUUGGCUCAGUGAUAGCUCGUGCACCUAUGAUUCAUGUUAUACCAAAGCAACCACAACAACAAGAUAUACCAACACAAAAUAUUCGAGAAGGUGAUACAGUUACAUUAUCAGUCGAAGGUUUACAAGCAAAUGUUAGACCUCAAGAUAUUCAAUUAUUAAAAAAUGGAAAACCAAUUAUGCCUUCACAAAAGCCAAAAGCAUCAAUUAAACGAGAAGAUGAUAAACUUCGAAUUAUAUUACAAACAUUAGCACUUGACGAUUCAGCUCUAUACAGUGUAAAAAUUCAAAAUGAAAUUCAUCCAUUAGCACAAAUUCAAGUCGAACCACGUCAACCUGAAAUUCAAGAAAUGCAACUUGAACAAGAUACAUUUUAUGUUGGUGAUACAGUUACACUUGAUUUAGAAUUUACUAAUGAACCAACAGAACAACCACGCUGGGCAAAAGACAGUGUUCCACUUAGAAAUAAUGAUCGAGUAACAAUUGAAAACACUGGAAAUAGAGUUAGUCUAAUUGUACGAGACUUACGACUAGAUGAUGCUGGUAUUUAUGAAGUUCAAAGCGGUCCAUUAAUUGUACGUACACCCUUCAUAAAUAUUGUCGAACGUCCACAAGAUAUUACUGAAAUUGUUGAUGAAACUAUAACAUAUACAAUUACACCAAAUCUUCCAUUACCACCGGUUGAUGCAAAAUUUUGUACAAUAAAAGAAGGAGAUGAUGUUACACUUAAAAUAGUUUCAUCAACACCGCUAACAAUUAAUGAUGUUGAACUAUUUAAAAAUGGUCAAUCUAUACAGACUGAUAAUGAAACUCGUAAACAUCUUCAUCUCGAACAAUAUGGAGAUAAAGAUGUUCGUUUAAGUAUCACAGAUGCCCGUUUAAUUGAUGCAGGUGAUUACAGUGCAUUAAUUAAUAAUACUCUUCAACCAAUAAUAAAACUUGAUGUUCAACCUCGUGAAAUGCAAUUACAAAUGAUUAACUUACCACAAGAUACAUUUAAUGAAACUGAAACAUUAAAAAUUGAUUGUCAAUUUCCACAAUCAAAUAUAAAUAAAGAUUAUAAAUGGUAUAAAGAUAAUCAAUUAUUAAGGCCAAAUGAUCGUCUUGAAAUAAAGAAAGAUGCAUUAAAUGAUUCAUUAAUUAUUCAUAAUUUACAAAUGACUGAUGCUGGUGUUUAUGAACUUAAAAAUCAAAAUGCUAUUUUACGUACACCUCCAAUUAAAAUUAUUCCUAGCGAGAAAAAAAUAGACGUUCACGAAUUACGACCACAAGUCAAUUCGAAACUUGUUCAUGAAGGUGAUACUGUUACUUUUGAAUUAACACCAAAUUUUGAUGUGCCAUUGAAUAAAAUCGAAUUAUUUCAUGAGAACAAUCCCAUAACGCAUGAACCAUAUGUUCAUAUGAAAAAAGAUUAUAAAACAAAUUCAAUCACUGUACAAAUUGAAGACAUUAAAAUACCUGAUCAAGGUUUAUAUACAGCUAUUGUACAAGGCCAAUCAGUACCAUUAGCUGAAUUAAUUGUUGAACCACGACCAACAAUUAUACAAGAUAUGGAUUUACCAAAGGAUGUUUUUUAUACCGAUGAACGUCUUGAACUUGAAUGUGAAUUUCCACAGGUACCAAAGGGUGAUCAACCAAAAUGGUUUAAAAACAAUCAACCAUUACAAUCUACAUCAAAUGUUCAUUUAUUGACAGAAAAUCAAGGACGAAAACAUUCAUUAAUUAUUGAUCAUUUAAAACCAGACGAUACAGGACAAUAUGAAUUAAGAGUGAAAGGUUUAAUUGUUCGUACACCAUUAAUUCGUGUUAUUCAACGAGACCAACCACAAAUUGAUGAACCCCCAACGCCUUAUAUUGUUACUGAAGUUGAAGAUGAUCAAGACCAAGAUAAACUUAAACCGAAAACAUCACAAAGGCGAUUAAGUAAUGUUGUUAUAGAAGAUAUUACAAAUAAAGAUAAUACUUCACUUGAAUCAACAUCUCGUGAAAAUACUCAACGAGUUCAGGAAGGUGAUUCCAUUCAAUUGAAAGUCGUCAGUACACUUGAUAUCAAACCCAAUCAAUUUCGUCUAAUACACGAUGGUGCUCCAGUUGAUAUGAAAAAGCGUUCAUCAAUUGUUGUUGAUCGUGUAUCACCUGGUACAUAUGCUGUGUCAUUACUUAACCUUCGUGUAUCAGAUUCGGGUCUUUAUGAAUAUCAAAUCGAAGGUGCUCCAACACCAAAACAUUUAGUUACACUUUAUGUUGAGCCCCGACAAGUUAAAGAAAAAGUUCUAGAUUUACCACAAACAACAUUUAAUGUUGGCGAAUCAAUUCUAUUUAAAGUUGAUUUUGAUGAGCAUGAUCAAAUGAAUGAAACACCAAAAUGGUAUAAAAAUGAAAUGUUUAUUUCAAUGAAUUCAAGUCCAAGACAUAAACAAACUACUGAUCAUAUUAAUCGUACGCAUACAUUUGAAAUAUAUAAUUUACAAUUAGAAGAUAGUGGAGUUUAUGAAAUGCGUACACCCAAUUUAUCAGUAAAAACACCUGAAAUUAAAAUUAUACCGCAACAGGGACCAAAACCGACAGAAGAAGAAGUCCGUCCACAAGAAGUUGUUCGACAAUCAUCAGUCACUAUCGAUAUGAAAAAACCUCGGGAACAAUUACAGGAAUCUCAACCUGUCGAAGAAUUUCAACCUAUUGAAGAAAACAUCCCUGUUCAUGAAGUAACUGAAGGCGAUAUGAUGCAUUUAACUGUUGAAAAGCCUUCAACUGUUAAUUUAUCUGAUAUAAAAUUAUAUAAAAAUAAUCAACCAUUAUUGCCAUCAAAAAAUAUACAUACUGAAACAACAUCACCAACUACACUUGAUAUAAAAUUUUCACCUGUUGAAUUAAUUGAUUGUGGUUAUUAUUCAAUUAGUAUACGUGAUCAAAUUCAGCCAAUAAUGCAAUUAAAUGUGCGUGAAAAACCUAUUCAAAGACAAAUUAUGAAUUUACCCCAAGACACAUUUCUUGAAAAUGAAACAUUGACUAUUGAAUGCAAAUUUGAUUCAAAACCAGACACAGAAUUUAUUUGGACCAAAGAUGGAUCUAUUUUGUUAAAUGAUUCAAGAAUUAAUAUUAAACAAAAGAAUGAAACGUUUACUUUAGUCAUUAAAGACUUAAAAUUGUCAGAUCAAGGUGUUUAUUCACUUGAAAGCAAAUAUUUAAUAUUAGAUACGCCAUUUAUUAAUAUUUUACCAAAACCGCAACCGCAACCACAACAACAACCAACUGUUCAAAUUGAACACGAUGAGACAAUAGUAAAUAUACAACCAAAUGCAACAGUUAUUGAUAAAGAAGAUAAAAUUGAAGAAAUAACGGUAACAGAACAACCAUUAGAGCAAACUUCGGCGCCUACAGCUCAAAUUGAAUCUGAAGAUAAUCAAUCAAAUGAAAAAGUAACAGCAACGACAACAGUCGAACAACAGGAAACUUCAUUUCAAGCUAAUGCAUCAGCUACCAAACCUGAACAAACAACAGAAGAUAUUAUUGUUCAAACUCAAGAGCUGAUUCCCACUGAACAAGUUGUUGAAAUUAAAGCAGUAACGAUUGAAGAAAUUCAACCACAACCGACAGUAACUGUAACUAAUCAACAAGAAGAAAUUAUUGAACAAGCAAUUGUUACGUCCGUCGAACAACAGGAACCUGCUAUUGAAAGUCAAGAAAAUGAAGUUGUUACAACAACUCAAGUUGAAGAGCAACCAUUACUUCUAGCUACAGUCGGUGAAACAUCAACAUCAGCUCAACCAGAAACCGAAGAAUAUCAAUUCGUAAAACUCGCAAAUGAAACCGUUGAAGAAAUAAAAGCGAUUGAAAAACUACUAACGUCUACACAGGUCAACAGUAACGAAAAACCUACUAUUAACGAAGGACAACUUGAUGAUACCAAAUUAAAAAUCACCGAAAUUGCAACAGAUACUGAAAAUAACGAUGAAAAGAAUGUGCGUACUACUGAUGCUACAAAUUUCAAGGAAUCUUUGAACUCUGUUGUCGCUGUUGAACAGGAAACGGUACAGACUGAAAACCUACAAAUACUUGAAGUAGGAGAAAAACAUAUUAUAACUACCGUCUCGGAUAAUCAAACGCCAUCUGAAAUACCCAUAGAUACUAUAAAUGCGCCAGAACAAAAUCUAGAAAUUCUAACCAUAGAUGAACAGGCCACUGAAUACAAAUUUGUAAAAAAACCUGAUUCAGGAAACACAACAGUUGAAGACGCCAUAAGCCAAGAACCAGAAUCAUUAGUAACGAUUGAUACUUCUCAUAUCAUACAUGAAGUGACUCACGAUAAAAAAACAAUCGAAAAACACAACAAAACUUCUACAGAAACUGAAUCCACCACGAAAAACAUACUAAAACAGGUAGAUGAACCUACUCCAUUACUACAGGAGCAAGAAUGGGUGAUGUCUUCAACUAAAGAACAGACCAUGACGAACGAUGCGAAUGUUCUUGAACCUCGCGAACUGCCAGAGAAACUGCCAAAGGAACUUCAUAAUACUGAACAAAACGACAUCCCUACUCUUGAAGCUCCAGCAACAAAACUUGAAGCGCCUAAAGUAAAUGCUGAGAGCGUAGAGUCGAUCCGUACACUCGUCGACCAGCCAAUUUCCAAACAAACAACACAAAUUCAAGAAGACUCUUCUUCAAUUGAAAAAUCUGACGAAAGACAACCUAUCCUACACGAUGAUCUAUUUACAAAUGAGACUAUGCAACCAGUUCAACAAACUACUUAUACCAUUAUAGAAGAACCCUUGCAAACGAGUAACUCUACUGAGCAAAAUCAGGAGCCAGAAGAAAUCCGAACAGAGACCGUCACUCAACAAGUCACUACUGCAGAAAAUAUCAGUGAAGAAAAAUCUGAAACUAGAACAGUGAAUAUGGAAGAAUUCACUAUCAGCGAGAAGAAAAUUCAUGAGAAGAAAACAGCCGUUGACGCAAAACAAGAACAUAGCACUGCAACUACCUCUAUAACUGGAGUGGAAAUUGACGAUACGUUAACACUAACACCUUUGCUUGCUGAUGAGUUAGCCACACGAGUUUCUGAAGUCGGAACAACGGAACCACAUGAGAUACCAAUUGGUAGCCAACACAACAUACCCGGAACUGUAAUCAUACCUUCUGAAAAACCGUUCACCACAGAUAAAAUGAACAAGAUUGAAAUAAUUCCAGCAAUUGAUCAAACUAUUGGCAUAACCGACACAGAACAAACUGUUCCAAACGUCAUCUUCCCUGAAAUCGAAAGAGAAACAAAGCCGGAUGAAAACGUUUCACCAACUGAACAGAUCACUACCACAACAGUGACUAUAGAAGAACUCGCUAUCAGCGAAGAUGUAAAUGAAAAAAAGAAAGCACCUGUUGACGAACAACCGAAAGAAACUACGGACACUGAAACGGUAUCAAUGACAGAAGAAACAGCUGAAGACACACCAAUGUCUACAGCUCCACUUGUGACAGAAAAAUCAGAAACAGCAACAGUCAUUGCCGAAAAUGAGGGAGUACUUACUAACGAACAACCGAAACGAACUCAUGGAAUUGACAUGAUUUUGACAAAAAGAGAAACAGUCGAAGACAUAUUGAUGUCUACAGCUUCACUUGAGGAAGAAAAACCAGAAGUGGAAUCGACACCACGAGUUUCCGACCAGGAUACAGCUGAACUAAGUAUGAAACCACUUGCAGACGAACAGAUCGAUGCGAAACAUACAACUGAACAAGUAUUGCCAACAACUGCAACAGAAACUAUCGUAAACGAAGAAGUAACUGAGACGGAAACGAUCCGAACAGUCGAUGGCACUGUUCAAAAUGCAAUAUUUUCUGAAAUCGAAGAAGAAAAAAAGCCGUAUGAAAACAUUUUUCCAAAGGAACGUCUCACUAACAAUGAAGACUUCAUAGAUGAAAAAUUUGAUACACCAACAGUGACUAGUGAACAACUCUCAACCAAUGAGGUUUUAACUGAAGAACAGACAGCACCUCCUGGCAAACAGCCGAAAGAAACUACGGAUACUGAAACAGUACCGACAACAGAAGAGACGACUGAAGACGCCCUCGUGUAUCCAGCUCCACUUGUGGAAGAAAACACGGGAGUGGAAUCGACACUACGAGCUUCAGACGAGGACAUAGUCGAACUAAAUCAGAAAUCACUUGCAGAUCAAGAAAUCUCGCCAGAAACUGAAAAACGUAUCGUAACUGAACAAUUAACUAAACCUGAAACGAUUUCAACAGUGGAUCAAACUAUCGACGUGGUCGACACUGAACAAACUGUUCCAAACGCCAUCUUCCCUGAAAUCGAAACAGAAACAAAGCCGGCUGAAAACGUUUCAUCAACUGAACAGAUCACUACCAGUGAAAACUUUAAGGAUGAAAAAUCUGAAACAUCAACAGUGACUAUCGAAGAACUCAUUACCAGCGAGGAUGUAACUGAAGAAAAGAAAGGAGCUAUUGAUGAACAAUCGAAACUAGCGACGGAGAAUGGAACAAUACAGACUACAGUUCCACUUGCGGAAGAAAAAUUAGAAACAACUACAGGGGCUGUCGAACAACUCACUACUACUAAGGAUAUAACCACAGAACAGAAAAUACUUCAUGACGAACAGCUAAAAGAAGCUGCUGAGACUGAAACGAUUUUGCCAGCCGAAGAAAUAAUUGAAGACACGGUGAUACCAAAAGCUUCAGUUGCGGAAGAAAUAUCAGAAGUGAAAACCGUGAAAUCAGCACUACAAGUUUCUGCUGUGACGACAAGUGCACAAAUUGAGAAACUAGUUGUAGAUCAACCAAUCGAAGACAAUUUGUCAGAAGUCGAGAAAAAUAUGGAAAACGAAAACAAAAACGAAAAAGUAACUGCAAUUGAACAGAUGUCCAGAACUGAUCACACAGUUGACGACGUUGUUGUUCCUGAAAUUACCGAAAACGCAAAGUCCGGUGACACAGCUCCAAUCGUUGAACAGAUCAUCUUUGUAGAAAAUUUCAGUGAAGAGAACCCCGAAAAAACAGCAACGGUGACUGUUGAAGAACUCGCUACCAUUGAGGAGAUCCAUAAAAAAGAGGAAACAUCUAUUUACCAACAACAGAAGCAUCCCACUGAAACUACAUCCACCACCGAAGAGGGAAUAGAAGAGACAUUAACCGUUGAAACUCCAGUUGUUCAAGAAACAUCGAAACCACAAACAAUUGAUUCAACUUCACACUUUGUCGAAGAGGAAACCACAAAGCAAACUGAAAAUCCAAUUAUAGACCAUGCAAUUGAAGCGAAACUCAAAGCAGGAGAAACCUUGUCAAUAAAUGAAAACAUAGUUACUGAAAACCCCAUCACAAAAGGCGAGAUCACUAGAAUUGAAACGAUUCCAAUAAAUGAGGAAGCUGUAAGCACAAUCAUAGGAGAAGAAAUAAUUGAAAGCGUUGUCUCUACUAGUGUGAAAGAAGAGUUGCAGCCUCGUGAGACCUUUUCAAAUGAUGAACAGCUUACUACUAUACAGCACAUUGACAACGCAAAAUCGCAAACUACACAAGUGCCUAUGGAAGAACACGUUGUCACUAAGGAGGCCAAUGCGGAAGUAAACGCGACCGUUGACGAAGAACAGAAAUACCCCAGUCAAGUUGCAGCUGAAACUGCGACUGCAGCGACUACCGAAGAACAAAUAGCAGGCACGUUGACGCCUAAAACUCAACUUGUCUCAGAGAUGCCAAAAGUACAAACAGUCGAAUUAGAGUCACAUGUUUCUGAAAAGGAGACCAUGGAACAACUUCAGAAACCGAUCGAAGAUCAGCAAUCCAGAGAAAACUCGACAGUUGAAGAAACUUUACCAACAAUUGAAUAUAUACCCACUGAAAAAAAUGUCAUACAGGACGACUCAACUACAAUUGAAACCACUCAAAUAGCUGCUGAAACUAUUGACACAGCUGACACAGAAAAAACUGUUCCAAAAAUGAUUUUUCCUGAAAUCGAAGAAGAAUCAAAGAUCGAUGAAAGCGUUUCUCCAACGGAACAGGUCACUACCACUGAAAAUUUCAAGAAUGAAAAUUCUGACACACCAACAAUGACUAUUGAAGAACUCACUAGUACUGAGGUUGUAACUGAAAAAGAGAAAGCGCCUGUUGAUACGCAACCGAAAGAAAUAAUUACUGACGCCGAACCUGUAUCGACAACAGAAGAAACAACUGAAGGUACGCUUAUAUAUGUAGCUCCAAUUGCGGACGAAAAUACAGAAGUGGAAUCGAAACCACGAGUUACCAACGAAAGCACAACCGAAUUAAACGAGAAACCAAUUGCAGAUAAACAAAUCUUGCCAUUAACUGAAAAAACUAUCGUAAACGAAGAUUUAACUGACAUUGAGACGAAUUCAACAGUUAUUCAAACUACUGGCACGAUCGACACAGAAAAAACUGUUCCAAACGUGACCUUUCCUGAAAUUGAAGAACAAUCAAACUCCGAUGAAAUAGUUUCACGAACUGAACAGACCACUACCAAUGAAGACUUGGGGGAACAAAAACCUGAAAUAGCAACAGUGGUCACCAAGGAAUUUACUUCCAGCGAGGAUGCAACUGAAGAAGAGAAAGUACAUGUUCACGAACAACAGAAGGGAACUGCUGAAAAUGACACUAACACUAUAUCGACCACCAAAGAACACUUUGAAGAAACAUCUAUACCCAAAACUCGACUUUUCGAGAAAACAUCAGAAGCAGAAGACGUCGGAUCAAUAUCAUCAGUUUCUGAAGACGAGGCUACGAAAGAACUCGAAAAAACAAGUUUAAGCAAACAAUUCGAGGAGAUGCCUAGGGUUGAUGAAACCUUGUCUAGAGCUCCAGUUACAGUCAUCGAGAAAAAUUCGUCAUCAACGGAACAAGUAUCACCACAAAUAUCUGUCAGUAGCGAAGAAGUAUCUGCAGUUUUAAGUGUACCUACAAUCAUGCAGCAUAGUUCAACUAUUGCUACAAAUGAAAUCAUUGAGGAGGAUAUAUCAUCCGGAAAGAGUGAUGUACGCAAAUCCAUCGAAAAGAGUUCAAACGUUGAACCCAACAUGAAUAUAGGGGAAUUGCUUGAACAGCGGGAGCUAAGAAAUGUUCCUGAAGAACAGGUGUCGGAAAAGAAUGCUCCCCUAGAACUCAUGCAAGAGACGCUGAAACAAUCACUAGGCAAAACAAAUACAACGGACGAGACACUGAUACAUAAAACAGUUGAAAUUGAAAGUGUUCCUGUGCUCGAACCCGCUGAAGAAGAGCAAGCGGCAAAAGUUGUGACGGAAUCAUCUUCUCAUAAUAGACAAGAUGCUCCGGAAGUUGCCGUUGACAACGAAGAUGCAGCUGUAAUUUCCGAAGCAUAUAUGCACGACCAUCAGAAACCGCUGAAAGUCUUCGAAUUGCCUGUCCAACACGUUCAAGAGAACAGCGACGUUACGGUGACUAUUCAAGUCCCAAUCAGUACAAAUCUAAUACUUCUCAAAGAUGGUAUUCAGCAAUCCUUAUCCGACCAUGUAGAAUUUACCCCUGUUUCAUACAACACGGUGCAACUAAAUAUAAAAAAGGUAAAACCGGAGGACGAAGGUGAAUACGUUAUCCAAAUUGAUGAAACACACCAGCCAAUCAUGAAACUUCAAGUAACACCCGCACCUGUUAUUCGACAAGAAAUGCAAUUACCGAAAACAGAAUUCAAUCAAAACGAGACACUCACUAUCGCUUGUCAAUUUGAUGCUUCACCAGAAGAACCGUUUAUCUUUCUUCAUAAUGAUCAACCCAUUGCAUCAGACUCUCGUGUAACAACAGUUGUGGAAGACAAUAAAUAUACGAUCAUUGUAAAAGAUCUUCGUCCAGACGAAGAUGGCGGUGUUUACACAUUAAAAUCUGAUCAUUUGAUUCUGUACACGCCGAAUAUCACUGUUGUUUCUCAAGAGAAAAAACCUCAUAUUGAAACAGCAACAACAAUCGAAGAAGAAAUAGUUUUUAUUGUGCCAGACCAACGGCAAUCUCAACCUGCUACCCAAGAAGAAGAAGAACAAGUGACAAAAAUAUUAGAAGAAACAAAGCCUGAAGAAAAAAGCGAAAUUCCAAUUCAAGAAGUCGAAGAAACUACUACUGUCACAUUGACAAUACAAUUACCCGAAGGUACAUUUCAUACAGAAGUUAUACUACUGAAAAACAACGAAGAAUUACACCCGUCCGAACAUAUCAAAUUGGCUAAAACAUCCCCAACAACUGUUGAGAUUCAAAUCAUCAGGGCUAAGCCUGAUGAUGAAGGAAAGUACAGUGUUCUUAUCGACGGAAAAGAACAACCAGUAAUGCAANGAAGAAACUACUACUGUCACAUUGACAAUACAAUUACCCGAAGGGCUAAGCCUGAUGAUGAAGGAAAGUACAGUGUUCUUAUCGACGGAAAAGAACAACCAGUAAUGCAACUCAAAGUUAUACCAAAGCCUGUUAUACAUCAGAUAAUGGAACUUCCUCAAACAAACUUUAAAGAAGGCGCAACGCUGACAAUCAAAUACCAGCUCGACACUAUACCUGAAGAAACAUUUGAAUUUCUACGAAAUGGAAUACCUCUUACACCGGAUGAUCGAAUUUCGACUAAGGUGGAAGAUAAUAAAUAUACGAUCACCGUAAAAAAUCUUCGUCCAGAUGAAGAUGAAGGUGUUUACACAUUGAAAUCAGAUCAUUUGAUUCUCGAUACACCAUCUAUAUCAGUGACCGGUAUAAACAAAAAAGGAGAAAAACCUGAAGUAGUUGACGUUGUGGAAGAAAUCGAAGAAGAAAUUAUCGUAGUCGAGCCUAUCAAUCAACGAGAACUCGUCGAUGUCGAAGUACUGAAAAUACAAAGCGGCAAGUUACCUGAAGUAUGGACUACAAGUACUGUAACAGACGAAACUGGACAGGAUGCAAGUACCAAUAUGGAAACGAACGUGACGACAGUGGACGAAGAAGACAAAACUGUGACCGAAACAGUUGACAACGAUUUACCUGCUAUCAUCACACAGAAAUUAGAAGAAGUAACACAAAUAAAAAUUAUUCAGGAACAACCGAACGAACUCCAAGAACCUACAAAUUUUCCAAGUGAAACAACAACUGACAACGAAGACAAUCCGGAAUUCAAACAUCCAGACGCCCAUCAAGCAACUUUACAAACGAAAGAGCGAGACACUGAAGAAGAAAAACCUCGACCACCUGAACUAGAAAAGCCAAAAUCAACCGACCAAGAAAAACCCUUAUCAGCUCUGGAAGAAGAACCAGCUGGAGUGGUCGAAGAAAGUUCAACACCUGUAGAAGAAGAGAAACCAAAACCAACCGAAGAAGAAACGGCACUGCCAGUGAAAGAAGGAAAGUCAGUGCCACUGGAAGAAGAUCAAUCGAAACCAACCGAUGAAGACAAAACCGUACAAGUGAAAGAAGAAAAAGCAGUACCAGUUGUCGAAGAAAGUACAUCACCGGUAGAAGAACAGAAACCGAAACCAACCGAAGAGGAAAAACCAAUGCCGGUUCUCGAAGAAACUUCAACACCGGUUGAGGAAGGGAAACCGAAACCAACCGAAGAAGAAAAACCAAUGCCGGUUGUCGAAGAAACUUCAACACCCGUUGUCGAAGAUACUUCAACACCGAUAGAAGAAGAGAAACCGAAACCCACCGAUGAGGACAAGACCGUGCCAGUUGUUGAAGGAAUUUUGACACCACUGGAAGAGGUGAAGCCGAAAUUAGUGGGCGACGAGAAGCUGGAAGCAGCCGAAAAGGAGAAACCGCAUGCGAUCGAACAGGAGGAAAGUCUCCUAGUUGAAGAAGAAAAUGGAAAAUCGGCUGAGGAAAAGAGACCAAAAGCAACUGAAGAAGAUUUACCAUUACAAGCGGAUGAAGUGAAGACGAAGGGUUUUGUAGAGGAGAACGCUGCACCAACUGAUGGCGAGAAAUCCACAGCAAUGGAAGAAGUGAAGCGAACUCAAAUUGAAGUGCAGGAGCCGGUUGCAGAACUAGAAAACCAGCUAAUCGAAGAUGUAAAAACUGAACCUGGCGAAGAGGCGGAUCGCAAAGCAAUUAAAGAAGAGAAAUCAACACCGGACUUACGAGAAGAGUCCACAUCAAUCGAAAAAAAGAGUGUACAAGAAGUGGACGAGCUACAAAAGAACUUGCCCGAAAGCGGUCCUGUACAUGAAGUUGAAGAAACUACUACUGUCACAUUGACAAUACAAUUACCCGAAGGUACAUUUCAUACAGAAGUUAUACUACUGAAAAACAACGAAGAAUUACACCCGUCCGAACAUAUCAAAUUGGCUAAAACAUCGCCAACAACUGUUGAGAUUCAAAUCAUCAGGGCUAAGCCUGAUGAUGAAGGAAAGUACAGUGUUCUUAUCGACGGAAAAGAACAACCAGUAAUGCAACUCAAAGUUAUACCAAAGCCUGUUAUACAUCAGAUAAUGGAACUUCCUCAAACAAACUUUAAAGAAGGCGCAACGCUGACAAUCAAAUACCAGCUCGACACUAUACCUGAAGAAACAUUUGAAUUUCUACGAAAUGGAAUACCUCUUACACCGGAUGAUCGAAUUUCGACUAAGGUGGAAGAUAAUAAAUAUACGAUCACCGUAAAAAAUCUUCGUCCAGAUGAAGAUGAAGGUGUUUACACAUUGAAAUCAGAUCAUUUGAUUCUGGACACACCGAAUAUCACUGUUGUGUCUCAUGAGAAGAAAUUGGAUACCGAAAUAAAAACUAGUGAAGAAGAUAUUGUCGCUUCUGGAAUGCCGGAAGCACCUUUGCUCGAUAGUAGCACUGAUCAGGGUUCUGAAGAAUCUCCUACAUCAGAUGAAAUGAAACCGGCAGUAAAUGUGAUACCAGUGGUGGAGAAAAAAGUCCCGAACGAAUCUAAUGAAGAAGUUACCAUGGAAUCUGCUCUUGAGAAGCCAUCAGAUGAAGUGCCAAAAGACGAAGAGAAAAUAGAUCGAAGUGAAAUUGAGAUUCCAAUCGUUCGUAUUCCAGCAGGUGACACAAUAUCGAUUCGUGUACCUGAUUCUAAAACAACAGAAGCAACUGAAUUGAAUCUAUAUAUAAAUGAUGUACGUGUAACAACAUUGGAUGAUGACGAAAGCCGCAUUACUAUUGAAAAAGAUGGUGGAACCGAUAACUACAUUGUCGUAUCGGAUACCAAGCCGGAAGAUGCUGGCCGAUACAGUGUUGAAUUCAGAGGGAAAUUACAAACACUUUGUAUGCUUGAAGUCAUGCCCGCAAGGCUAAAAAAAUCGGACGUUGAAAUUCCGAAAACACAGGUUGCCGUUGAAGAUGUAGGUGAGGAAGACGAGCAAAAACCGACCGAUAUUCCAACAUAUGAAGUUGUCGAAGGCAAUAGUGUUAAUCUCAAAAUUGAACAGCCAACAGGAACCGACAUCACACAAAUAGUUUUAUUUAAAAAUGGCCAAAAGCUUGAACCCAGUACUUGUUUGACAAUAUUGCCAACAUCGUCAACCACUAUUGAAAUCAAUUUAGAAAAUGUCAAACCGGGCGAUCAAGGUACCUACUCAAUUCAAUUUGGUAAUAAACCCAGUCAAAACCUAAUGAACUUGCGAGUUCUAGCAAAACCUGUUAUUCAUGAUUCUCUCCGGUUACCAAAAGAGGUGUUUGACGAAGGGGAAACGUUGACUAUUCAAUGUGAAUUUGACAGUAAACCAGACGAACCAUUGGUUUGGAAAUUAAACGAUAUUCCUUUAACUCAACUUAACGACGAUAGAAUUACAACUGAAACAGCUGCUGACGGAAAAUCAUACACUUUAACAGUUAAAGAUCUACGGCCUAAACAACACGAAGGAGUCUACAAAUUGGAAAGUUCACAUUUGGUACUAGAGACACCAUUUAUUCGAGUCAUCGAAAAUGUCGAGGAAGAAGAAGUAGAAACAACUACCUUAGUUGAAGAUGAAGAAACAGAAUCAUUUGAAUUACAAAGAAAACCAAAAAUAGAACCCACACCAGACCAAAAACUUGAAACUAUCACCAAAGAAACUGAAUCAGAAAGUAUCGAUCAACAGCCAUCACCUAAAUUGGAAGAAGACACGACAACACUUCUGCAGCAACCACAGGGAUCCACACCGAAUCAAGAACCACAAGGACCCACACAGCCGGUUGAAGACAAACCAAAGACCGAACCAACGGCAGAAGAGAAUCCGAAAUCAUCUGAAGACGUAAAACUCAAGCCAGUGGAUGAGGAAAAACCACAACCAGCUGAAGAGGUAAAACCCGAACCACUUAAAGAGGAAAAACCACAACCAGUGGAAGAAGAGAAACCAACACCCGUGGAGGAGGAAAAGCCACAACCAGCUGAAGAGGUAAAGUCCGAACUAAUCGAAGAGGAAAAACCGCAACCAGUGAAAGAAGAGAAACCGACAACCGUCGAGGAGGAAACACCAAAACUAGUUGAAGAAGACACAUCGAAACCAGUGGAAGAAGAAAAACCUAAGCCAGUGCAAGAGAAAAUACCCCAGCCAGUUGAAGAAAAGAAACCGACACCAGUGGAGGAGGAAAAACCACAACCAGCUGAAGCGGUAAAACCCAAACCAGUGGAAGAGGAAAAAUCUCAACCAGCGCAAGAAGAGAAACCAACACCUGUGGAGGAGGAAACUCCAAAACCACUUGAAGAAGAAACACCGAAACCGGUGGAAGAAGAAACACCGAAACCGGUGGAAGAAGAAAAACCUAAGCCAGUGGAAGAGAAAAUACGCCAGCCAGUUGAAGAAAAGAAACCAACACCAGUGGAGGACGAAAAACCACAACCAGCUGAAGCGGUAAAACCCAAGCCAGUAGAAGAGGAAAAGCCGCAACCAGGGGAAGAAGAGAAACCAACACCCGUAGAGGAGGAAAAAUCACAACCAUCUGAAGAGGUAAAACCCAAACCAGUGGAAGAGGAAAAACCUAAGCCAGUGGAAAAACAGAAACCGACACUAGUGGAGGAGGAAACACCAAAACCAGUUGAAAGAGGAAUACCGAAACCAGCGGAAGAGAUAAAAUCAGAACCAGUAGAACAGGGAAAACCUAAGCCAGUGGAGGAGAAAACAGGAAAACUAACUGAAAAGGUAAAGACCGAACCAGCGAAAGAGGAAAGACUAAAACCUGUUGAAGAAGAAACGCCAGCAUCAAUAGAAGUGGGUAAACUAACACCAGCUGAAGAGGAAAAACGAAAAUCGACUGAAGAGGUAAAGCCUGAGCAAUCGGAAGAUGAAAACCCCGAGUCAGUCGAAGAUGGGAAACCCCAACCAGCGUCUCAAGAAAUACGAAAAUGGAUGGAGCAGGAAGAAACAAAACAACUGGAAGAGGAAAUACCACAACUAGAAGAAGAAGGAAAACUUAACCUUGUAGACAUGGAGAAAACUGAGCUAGUUGAGGAGGAGAAACCAAAACCUGUCGAAGAAGAAGCAUCGAAAUUAAUCGAAGAGGUAAAAGAUGCACUAGUGGAAGAAGAAAUGCUAAUACCAAUAGAAGAGAAAAUGCCGAAGGUAGUUGAGAAAGAGAAAGCAGAACGACUAGAGAAGGCAUUAGCAACAUCUAUGGAACCACUUUCUGAGUCAGUGCCAGAAACCACACCAGACGUUCCUCAAGAAGUACCAGAAGAAAUCCAGGAAACUAUUGAAGAACAAAACGUUGAAGCACCGAAGCAACUACCUAAAUUCAUCAAGGAUCUUAAACCCAAUAAAACAACCAUGCUUGAAGGUGAGCAACUGAUCAUCGAAGCAGAACUUGACAUGACACCAACUACGGUCAAACUUUUAUUAAACGGAGAAAUCAUACCUACAGAUCGUGUCAAGACUGAGAUCAAGGAUAAAAAGAUUAAAUUUACAUUAGAUAACAUCAAACUAGAUGAAUCAGGAAAAUUUUCGGUGAAAGUCAAUGACGAGGUGGAAAGUAAACCAGUAUCGAUCACUGUCAAUGCCGAUAUUCCUAAAUUCGUCAAGAAUCUCACCAUCAACAAGAAGCAGUUCGAUGUUGGUGAAACACUCAAUUUUGAGUGUACCCUGAACAAACCAUUCAGCGAAAUCGUAUGGCUCAAAGAUGGUCAACCAAUCGAGCAAGAUGAGCAUAUUCAAUUUACUCAAGAUGGACCAAAACUUAAAUUGACAAUCAAGAAUGCACAACCUGACGAUCAUAGUGGCACUUAUUCUGUGCAGGUGAAGACAAUUGAAAGCGAUAUGAUGACAGUUGCGGUGGUAGAGAAGCCAUUAAGCUUUGUGAAGGACCUAAACGCAAAAAAGGCGAUUUUAGAUGAAAAUGAAACACUGGAAUUUUUUUGUGAAUUAAGCCGGCCGAUAAAAGUUGGCGAAACAAUUCAGUGGUAUUGCGGUGAAGGACGAAUUCCUGUCGAUAAAGAGUAUGCAAGUGAAAAAGUGAAUUUGGAGCUUCCAAGUGUGGACUCAUCAAUGUCCGGGGAUUACUAUCUGGAAAUCUCUGGUCCCGAUCUAGGAAAACCUUUGAAAAGUGCCACAGUCAAAGUAACGAUCAAACCAGAAGAAAUCAGAUUUGUUAAACCGCUUCGGGCAUUGAAGAAUCCAUUGAAUGAAGGUGAAGCAUUAGUACUUGAGUGUGAAUUAGAUAAGCCAAAUUAUAAAUCUGUACUGUUCUCACUCAACGAGAAACCAUUAACUGAAAAUGAGGACAAUCGUAUACGAAUAACUCACACUGGUAAUAAAUGGCAAAUAAAGAUUGAUAAUGUGAAGCAGGAAACUGAUGCAGGUGAAUAUAUGGUUACAGUCAAUGAAAAAGUUUCUUCGCCGAAAGUUAAAAUUACAAUUAUGAAACCGUUAAGAUUCGUGGAAGAUUUAAGUGUAUCGAACUCUGAGCCAUUCGUGGAGGAAACGAUUACAUUACAAUGCGAAUUAUCGUCUCCAUUACCUACUGGCGAUAGUAAAGAUCUUUCAUUAACACUCAAUGGAAAAUCAUUAUCAAUUGACCAGACAAAGCGUUUAAAAGUUGAUGUUAAUUCAACAAACCCUAAAAUUGUUUUCACUUUAUCAAAUGUUAAAUUAAAUGUUGACCAAGGAGAUUAUCAAUUGAAAAUUCUUCAGCCUCAAGAACUUCAAUCGCAAAAAGUGAAUGUUAAAGUUCGACCGAAACCAAUUGAAAUCAUUCAACCAUUACAAUGCGAUAAAGGUGUUUUCGAAGAAGAUACACUUGUACUUUCUACAAAAUUAAACAAUGUACCUGAAAAUCCUACAAUUGUUUGGUUAAAAGAUGAUAAACCAAUCGCUAUUGAUAAUAAACGUAUUCGCUCAAUUCCAUCGCGGGAUGGACAACAAUUCAAAUUAUCUAUUGAAAAUGUUAGAUUAGAUCAAAGUGGCAAUUACGCUUUAAAAAUCGACGAUGAAAUUAUUACUCAAUGUGAUAUUAAAAUACAAUCAAUUCCACUAAAAACUGUUACACCGUUAAAAAUUAUUGGAACAGCUGUGGUUGCAGGUAAUAUCGAACUUGUAAUUGAAUUGAAUCGUCCAAAUAUUCCAUGUGUGUGGUUAAAAAAUGAUAUUCCAUUGGAAAAUCAACCAGCACCAACAAAAGAUCAAACAAAAUAUCGUUUGAAACUAUCGAAUUUAAAAUUAGACGAUUCAGGGGUCUACUCAAUCAAUUUUAAUGAUGGAGAACUUGUAGAACAGAUUAAUUUAAAUGUUGCAUUACCACCAUUUGAAUUUAUUCAGCAGCUAAAAUGUAUUCCAUCCGAUGAUAUUGAAGAAGAUUCAAAUGUUAUUAUGCAAUGUGUUUUAAAUAGACCUAUUGAUGAUAACAAUGUACCAGUCGCAUUACUUAAAAAUAGUAAAGUACUAUCAGCAGCUGAUAAUGAACGAGUUAAAAUUGAACGAGAUGGAACAACAUUGAAAGUUCAUUUAAGUAAUGUCAAACUUGAUGAUGCUGGUAUUUACAAAGUAACCAUCGAUAAAACAAAUGAUACCAGUACACGAUUAAAAGUACACGAUAAACCAUUAUCGAUCAUCAAACAACUUCACCUAGUUGACGCCACAGAUGAUAAUAAUACUGUUAGUGAAAAUUCACCGUUUGAAUUACUCAUUCGUUAUAAUAAAUCAGUGAGAAAUGUUGUUCUUAACCGUGAUAAUAAACGCGUUUCAAUUGAUAAGCAUACUCAAAUAAUCUAUGAAGAUAAUUCAUCAUCUGUAAGAAUUCGUUUCGAUGCAGCUCAACUUGAUGAUAAAGGAAAAUGUGAAACAAUUGUUAAAGAUUCAACAGUUACGAAUAAAGAUGGCCUUCGAAGUCAAUCAGUUACAAUUCUUGUUAAACCAUUACCUGUUUUAUUCACUACCGAUAUUCAAGUAUCGGCAUCUGAUCAGAAUAAUAUUCCUGAAAAGACUGAAUUAAUUUUAACAACGACAAUCAAUCAAGAAAAAGGUAAAAUUAAAUGGUUUUUCAAUAAUAAAGAAAUAAAAGACGAUCAAAAUCAUAAAAUUAUUGUAAAAAAUCUACAACGGCAAUUAAUCAUUAAAUCUACUGCAAUUGCUGAUUCAGGAAUUUAUACAGUUAAAAGCGAUGAUGAUGAACGAACUGCUGAGUUAACAAUUACAGAUGAUCUUCGAUUCACAAAGGAUUUAACGCCAUCAAAUAUAAAUACAAUGGAAGGUAAAGAAAAUGAGCUUGUUUUUGAAUGUGAAACAUCCAAGUCAACAACUGUUCAAUGGUUUCAUGAUCAACAAAAAUUAUUACCGAAUGAACUGAAAAAACAUUAUCAAAUUGAGUCAUUAAAAAAUAAUACAAUACAUAAAUUACGUAUAUUACAGCCAGUUGCAGCUGAUUCUGGCUUAUAUCGAUGUGUCUUACCAACAAACAUUGAAACACAUUCACAAUGUACUAUUGAACCUGCUGGAGUCGAUUUUCUUCAACAUUUAACGACGCCUGUACAUGUUGAAUAUAUGAAAAGUGCGUUACUUGAAUGUGAACUUUCUAGACGGCCACAAAAUAUUGUUUGGAAAGAUAAAAAUGGACAUGUUAUUGAAGAUAGUGAUAAAUAUGAAAUUAUGAAUAAUGGAAAAUUACAAGGUCUUAUUAUAAACGAUUGUGAUGAAAAUGACAAUGGACAAUAUACAAUAAUUAUUGAUAAUAACACAUCUUCAACAGCUGAAGUUAUUGUUGAACCUUUGGAGGAAAAAGUCCGAUCACCAUCACCAAAGCCUGAACCAGAAGAGCCAGUACAAGGAGGUUUUCGUACAUUAUUGCCUAAUCAAUUAAAAGCUGAUGAAGACACGGAUUUUAUUCUUGAAUGCGAAGUUAAUAAUCCUAAACAAGUAACUGAUUGGUAUUUAGAUGAUGAUCUUAUUCAAGAUAAUAGUCCUCGUUUUAAAAUUAUUAACGAGGGUACAAAGAGAAAAUUAAAAGUACUUAAAGCAGAACUUGAUGAUACUGGAAAUUAUACAUGCAAAGAUCGUCAAAAUAAUAACACGACAAAUUGUGAUGUUAAUGUUGUCAAAGCUUCUAUUCGUAUUAUUAAAGGUUUACCAGAAACAUUAAUUGUACCUCAAGGUGAACAAUUAAAACUUGAUGUUGAACUAUCACAUCCAAAUAUUCCUGGUUGUCGUUUUAUCAAAGAUGAUACAAAUACACCUAUUCGAAAAGAUAAACGAACACGAAUUACUGCUGACGGUACACAUUACACACUUAUGAUUGAUAGUGUUUUACCGAUGGGUGAUAGUGGUACCUAUGAGUUUUUAGCUCUAAAUGAUUCGCUAAGAUCAACAUGUAACGUUACUGUUAAACCUUUACCAAGUAAAAUAACGCAACCAUUAAAAGAUGUUACUUUACAAGAAAAUCAAAAUUUAUCUCUUGAAGCACGUAUUGAUAACGAGCAUGCACCAGUAGUUUGGUUUAUUAAUGGCAAAGAAAUUCCUCCUGGUGGUGAUGCACCUCACGUAACUAUAAUGUCAAAAGGACGACGUCAUACAUUAGUGGUACAAAAAGUUGAUGCUAAACAAGAUGCAGGACAAUAUGAAAUUCGUACGCCAGAUGAUUCCAGUUCGUGUCAAGUAACAAUUGAAGAAGCUGGUACUCCACCUGCAGAUUUUACAAAAAAAUUACAAAAUACUGAAAUUGAUGAAUUUAAUACAGUUGAAUUAAAAUGUGAAACAAAUAGAGAUAAUCUUCCUGUUGAAUGGUUUAAGGAUAGUAAAUUAAUUGAAUCAAAUGAACAUUAUAAAUUAGAAAAUAAUGGAAAAGAUCAUUCAUUAUUUGUCAAUGAUAUUUUAAUGAUUGAUCAAGGUUCAUAUACAUGCCAAAUAAAAUCAAAUGGAAAAGCCACAACAGCAACAUUGAAAGUUAAAGAGAUGCCAGCUGAUUUCGUUCAUAAAAUUGAACCAAUCGAUGCUAUAACUGGUGAUACCAUAUCAUUUGAAUGUGAAUUAAAUAAACCAACUAUUAAAGUAAAAUGGUUAAAAGAUAAUAAAACUUUAGCAAUAAAUGAUCGUGUUCAACCAUCAAUUGAUGCCGAAAAUCCUCAUAUACAUUUAUUAACACUAAAAAUCUUAGAAAAAAAAGAUGCUGGUACAUAUACAUGUGUUAUAGAUCAGCCUGCAUCCAAGAAAUGUUCAGCACCAUUAGCAGUGAAAACUAUAACAGUAACAUUAAGCGAACCAUUGAAAGAUAUGUCAUUAAUUGAAAAUGAAAAUCUUAUUCUUAAAUUUUCUUUAUCUCAUGAGUUAAAGCAAAUUCCAGUCAUAUGGAAAUUAAAUAAUAAACCAAUAGAAGCCGAUAAUGAUCGUAUACAAAUUGAACAGGAUGGUAAAUCACAUUUUCUAACAAUAAAACAAAUUAACAUAAAUGAACAAGGUUCAUAUUCAGUCGAAAUUCCAACACAUAAAAUUAAAACAUCAUCUCAAGUUAAUGUUAAACCAGAAGAAAUUAAAAUUCUUAAAGAUUUGCACAUCGUUCCGAAUGAUGAACAACCAGAAAAUCUUUUACUUGAGAUUCAAUUAAGUAAGCCAUCACAAGCUGAUAUAGUUCUUCUUAGAAAUGGUGUAAAACCAACAAGAAAAAUUCCUAUGAAAAAUUUCAAUGAUGGAAGAUAUCAAUUUAUAUUAGAAAAUGUUAUACCUGAUGAUUCGGGUUUAUAUGAAAUUCCGCUUGGAUCAGAUCUUAAAAGUUCAUUGCAAGUCAAUAUUGAACCAAAACAAAAAGAGGAUUUAGAUUUUUCUGUGCCAUUAAAAGAUAAAAUCGAAAUCAAUGAAACUGAACCAAUUUAUCUUGAAGCUAAAUUAAAUCGUAAACCUGAUUCAUCUAAUGAUAUCGUUUGGUUACGCAAUGGUAAACCAAUUCCAUUAUCAAUUAAAACUUCAAUUAAUGAAGAUUUAUCAAUAACAUUAGAAAUUCCACAAGGAAAUAUUGAAAAUGAUACAGGAAAAUAUACACUUAAAUUACCUAAUGGUAAACAAUGUUCAACACAAGUUAAUAUUUUAAGAAAAUUAACAAAGAAAGGCAAAAAUGAACUUGUUCAACCGUUACAUAUUAUUCUUGAUGAGAAUCGAAUAGAAUUGAAGUUAAAUGAAAAAGUUACAUUAAGAUGUAAAACAUCAUUACCAGUUAAAGAUGUUCAAUGGUAUAAAGGUUCACGAAAGGUUUCAACACGUCGCGCAAAUAUUUCUAGUACAGAAAAUUCAACUCAACAUGAUUUAAUUUUAUCAAAAUUAGAAAUCGAUGACUUGGGACAAUAUCGCGUUGAACUUGAUUCUGAUAUUGAAUCAUCUAUAGAAUUGAAUAUUUUGCAAGAACUCAGUCCAAUACGUUGUCAAGGUGAACCGAUUGAAGGUCAAACAAUAACAUUAAUAUGUGAUACAGUACUUCCACCGAAACAAAUUAAAUGGUCACCUAUUAUUGAUCGAAAACGUUUUGAUCAACAAGAUUUAUUAUUAAAAAUAAAAAAUUUGAAUGUUGAACAAGAUUCAAAAGUUUUUACCAUUGAUGUUGAUGGACAAAAACAAUCCUAUGAAUUAAUUAUACAACCGUUACCAAUGAAAUUUCAAGGAAUCAUCGAAUUAAAUCCAAAGUUACCUAAAGAAGAUGAUAAUGUGACAUGCACAGUAACAUUAAAUAAACCAUUGAAAGAUCAAGUAUUAGAUUGGUAUUUGAAUGAUCAAUUAAUUGUUCCAAAUGAUCGUUUUAUUUUAUCGACUGAUGGAUUACGUUCGAUAUUAACAAUUAAAAAUAUUCGCCCACAAGAUGCUGGGCAAUUAGAAUGUCGUAUACCAUUUUCAGAUGAAAAAUUAUCAACACAAUUACAAGUUAAAGAAAAACCAUUGACCAUAUUAAAACCGUUAAUGGCGGAUAAAGAUAAACCAGUUGAAUGUGAUGAUGUUACAUUAUCAUGUCAAUUUUCUAAAAAACCCAAAACAAUUGAAGUUUAUAAGGAUGGAAAACAAAUGGACUUUGAUCAAGAAUUGAACGAUUUAAAUGCAACAUUCAAAAUUAAUUUACCAAAAACGAAACCGAAUGAUAAAGGAAAAUAUACAGUUAUCGCUGAUGGAGUUGAAACUUCGUAUACAUUAAGAUUAACACCGAAUCCAGUCAAAUUUCUUAAACAAUUAAAAUGGGAUAAAGAAUCACCAUAUGAAGGUGAAUCUGUCCAAGCUACAUUUACAUUAAAUCGAAUACCAGAUAAAACAAUUCAAUGGUUUAAAGGUAAAAUCGCUCUGCCAACAGAUUCAACAUCUAAAUAUGAAUAUUCACAAAUCGAUUGUACAUUUACUUUAACAAUUCCUUCAGUUGAACUAACAGACGCUGAUACUUAUACAGUAAAACUUCCUGAUGAUACUCAAUCAUCAGCUCGUUUAAAAGUUCUUGAAACACCAGUUAAAGUUCUUGUUCCAUUAACUCUUCAGCCAGUUGAACCAAUUCUUGGAAAUGAAUUUACGUUAUCUAUAACAUUAAGUCGUGAUGUUAAAAAAAAUGCUAAAUGGAUUAAAGCUGGUAAAGAUCUAUCAAUGAAACCUGAUUCGAGAAUAUCAUUUAAGCAAGAGCCUGAUGUUGAUAAUCAAGGUGUACGAUAUAUAAUGACAAUUCGUGAUUCUAAACCAGAAGAUGAAGGUACAUAUCGUUUUGAAGUUGAAUCAAGUAAAAUAAGUGAACCUAAAAUUGUUCAACUUACUGAACCUAAAAUUCUUAUUGUUCAAUGUGAUGAAAAAUUAAACGGUAAAAUAGGUUCACCGUUAACAUUGACAUGUGAAUUAAAUUUUCCACAAGGUCAUGUUGUUUGGUAUCAUGAUGGCAUUAAAUUAGCAUCAUCGGAUUCAACACCAUUAAAAUCAACAGGUUUAACUAUUAAAAACACCAAUGUUACAAGAACAUUAACAAUAAUUUCAUUGAAAAAAGAUGAUUUCGGUUCAUAUACAAUUAAAACUAAAGAUGACAAACGUCAACUACAAGUUGUUGAAUCAUCAUCAGAUGAUCAAUUAAAAGUACUUGAACAUCCACCAAAAUUACUUGAUCUUGAUCAAGGUAAUGAAUUAUCACUUUCAAUUGUAACCAAUCGAAAAUGUUCAAUUGAAUUUUCUAAAAAUAAUCAAGUGUUAAAAACAAGUGAAAAUUUUGAUAAAGAUAAAUCUAGAUAUACAGUAACAUUUUUAAUAUCAAAAGUUGAUUUCAAUGAUGCUGGAAUAUACAAAUCAAUAAUACAAGGUACUAAAUAUGAAUAUCAAACUGAAAUAUUAGUGCAUGAUCCAUAUGAACGACAAAAAACAGACGUGUUAGAGGCGGAAUUACCGUUGUUGUUCAUCAAAAAAUUAGAAGAUCAAAAAGUAAAGGCAGGCGAACAGGUUAUACUUGAAUGUCAAUUGAAUCGUCCACCUAAAACAUCACCGAUAUGGUAUCGAGACGGAAAAGAAAUAAUAUCCAAUGAUAAUAUUGAAAUUAUUCAAGAUGAUAAAUUAUUACAAUUAAAAAUAAAUAAAACAUCAAUUAAUGAUCAAGCAGAAUAUACUCUUAAUAUUGAAAAUUUACGUGGGCAUGCAUUUGUUGAUCUAGCAGGAGAUCAUGUUAAGUUUACACAAAAACUUUUCGAUACAGUCGUCAAAGUUGGCACACCAAUUGUUCUAGAAUGUAAAUUAUCCAUAGCUGAUACACCAAUAACAUGGAAACGAGAUGGUCAAAUUCUUAAUUCAGAUCUUUCUCGUAUUGAUGGUAAUUUACAUACACUUCGUAUUCCAUCAGCUGAACUCGACCAUAGCGGAAAAUAUUCUGCACACUAUAAUGAUGAAAUCAAUACGUCAUGCACAGUGUCUGUUCAAACAGAGCCUGUUUUCGCUAGAGAAUUACCACCAGAAAUAACUCUCAAAGUCGGUUCAAAUAUUUUACUUGAUAUUGAAACAACACGCCCAAAUAAAACUGUUCAAUGGUAUCGUAAUGGAAAAUUAAUACCAAGAACUGGGGAUGCACGACAUCGUCUCGCUGAUGACAAAUACGUACAUUCAUUAAAACUUUCAAAAGUAACACAACAAGAUGAUGACGAAACUUUAUUCGAAUGUGAAUGUGAUAAUGUGCGAACAAAAUGUCGUGUGUAUGUUCAAACCGAACCUUUAGUCUUUUUCAAGGAUCUUAAAGAUGUUAAAUAUGAAUUAGAUGAUCGUAUAACAUUUAUUGUUCGUAUGAAUAAGUGUCCAUCGGAUAAUUCACGGUGGCUACAUAAUGGACAACCCAUCGAGCCAUCAAAUCGUAUUCAAAUACUCUAUGAUGAUACAGAACAUGAAGCUAAAUUAAUUAUUAAUAAUGCUGAUGAAAAUGACCAAGGAAAAUACAUCUACGAUGCUGUUGAAGCACGUACAAGUUGUACAGCUGAUUUGAAAUUAACUAAACUUGAAUUUAUUCAAGAAUUAAGAAAUCGUUCCGUUAAACAGGAUCAACCAGUACAAUUCGAAUUUGAAGUUAAUAAAAUUCCAACAAAAGUUGUUUGGAUGUUAAAUGGGCAAGUUAUUGAAAAUGAUGGAACAACAUUUGAUUUAACAACAUCACCUGGCAGAAAGAAAUAUAUGUUGAAAAUAAAACAAACACAAUUAUCUCAUGCAGGAACUUUGACCGUUAGAAUUGAUGAUCAAAUUGAGUCAACUGCGGCACUUGAAGUUAAACCAAUUCCAAUCGAAUUCAUAAAAUGUUUAACAGGUGCAAGAGUAAAUGAAAAUGACACAGUUAACUUUAUUUGUGAAUUAAAUAAGCCAAAUAUACAUGUUAAAUGGUUUCUCAAUGAAGAACCUAUUGCAAAUGAUGAACAUUUCGAAAUCCAAUCAAAAGGACCUGUACAUACAUUAGUCAUUCAUAAUGUUGCAUGGAAUGAAGGUGGAGAAUACAAAUGUAUAGCUGAUGGUGGUGCAAAAACAAGUGCUACAUUACUUGUUAAGGCUACACCAGUUACUUUUACAAAACCACUUGAAGAAUGUACUUGUAAUUUUGGUGAACCUCUUGAAUUUAUUUGUGAAACAUCAAAACCAAGUCGUGUUGAUUGGUUUCUUGGUGAUAAACGUCUUUCAUCACAACAAUAUGAAAUGAAAUCAGUUGAUAAUAAACAUACACUUCGUAUACCAAAAGUUAAAUUAUCAGAUAAAGGAUGGUAUAAAUGUGCUGUACAAGAUGUAUUUACUGAAGCUAAAUUAAUUGUCAUUGAUAAACCAGUUGAAUUAAUUGAACCAUUAGAAGAUUGUAGUGUACAAGAAAAUGAUAAUGCAACAUUAUUUUGUCAAUUAUCAAAACCUGAUAUGGAUGUUGUGUGGUAUAAUAAUGAUCGACGAAUAUUUUUUACAUCAAAAUCACGAAUACGUGCUAAACAAAUCGAUUGUUAUUAUAAAUUAUUAUUAGAUGAUAUUGAAUAUGAUGAUCAAGGUUUAUAUGAAAUGCGUUGUGAAAACAUCAAAACGUCAUGUCAUUUAACAGUUAAAAAACUAGAAACAACGUUUCUUGAUCAUUUGAAAAAUUUAAAUGUUCAAGAAGGGGAUACAGCUCGUUUUCAAUGUCGUCUAUCAAAAAUAGAUUCAAAUGUUCAGUGGUUUAAAAAUGGUGUAAGGAUUUCAUCAAGCGAACGUAUUGUUUAUUCAAUAAAAGGUGAUCUUUUAACAUUAACUAUUCAUAAUGCACAAAUUGAAGAUGAAGGAAAUUAUCGUUGUAUGGUUGAUAAUCAACAUACAGAUGGAACAUUAACUGUUGAACCAACACCGACUACAUUUAUUAAAUAUUUACCUAAAACAUGGACUGUAUAUGGUGAUGAACCAUUGGAGUUAUCAUGCCAAUUAUCAAAAUCUAAUGUUCGUGUCAUUUGGUUAAAAGAUGGAAUACCAAUUGAUGGAAAAAGUCAAAUGAAAAACGAAGGUUCAAGAUACAGUCUUUAUAUUCCACAUGGAGUUCAACCGGGACGAUAUACAAUACGUAUUGAUGAUAUUGAAGGAAAAGAAAGCACUUGUGAAGUAUCUGUUCAAGAUCUAACUGAAAAUGAACGAAAGAAACCACGUAUUAUUCGUGGACUUGACGAUUUAGAUAUGCAAGAAGGCGAAACAGCUGAAUUCUCAUGUCAAUUUGAAGGUGAAGAUGUUGAAGCAACAUGGUUUUUUGAUGGAAUUAUGCUUCGCACGAAUGUCUUCAUAACAAUUAAUCUUAAACCAAACGAACUAGCUCAAUUAAUUAUGAGAGAAGCUUACUUUGAAGAUGCUGGUUUAUAUAAAUUACGUUUAAGAAAUAAAUAUGGUGAAGCAUCUACAACAUGCGUACUUUCUGUUCGUCCUCGUGAAAUUUCUACGGAUCAACGGAAAUCGAGCAUUGAAGAUUUACCACCAAAAUUUAUUGAGCCACUGACUGAUGUUUACGUACAUAAAGGACAAGAGGCUAAUUUUCGGGCAAUCAUUACAGGUCAACCAUCACCAAAAGUAACUUGGUAUUGUAAUUAUAAGAAAAUAGCAAAUAAUGAAAAAUAUCAUGUAACUCAAGAUAAGGAUGUUUAUCUAUUAGCUGUAAUACAUGUUGACGAAAAUGAUGAAUGCGAAUAUUCAUGUAAAGCUGAAAAUUCAGCUGGAGAAAAAACGUGUUCAGCUAAUUUACAUCUUAUUGAAACACCUGCUGGUUCAAAAGCACAACCAGCUGAAGAUAUUGCUCCAUCAUUUAUUCGUAAACAUCGAAAUUGUACAGUUAUCGAAGGACAACGUGCUAAAUUUGACUGCUUUAUAACGGGACAACCAAAUCCAACUAUACGUUGGUUACAUAAUGGGUUACCAUUAGAUGUUGAUUCAAAUACAAGAAAAUAUUCAUCACAACUACAAGCAAAUGGUAAAGUUACAUUAACUAUUGAAGAUUGUCUACAAGAAGAUGCUGGUGAAAUAACUAUUAUUGUUGAAAAUCGUGCUGGUUCAACACAAUGCUCAGCAGAAUUAACUGUUGAACCUCAUCAUGAAUCAAGCCGAUUAAAACGUCGUGUAAGUUUCGAUGUACCAGAAUUAGCACCAUCAACAAGUAAACAAGGUGCAAUACCUUCGCCACCAUCACGUUUAUUACUAACACCUCAUUCCAAGUCAACUUUGAAUUUAAGUUGGGACCAUUCACCAUCACAUAACCGAGCACAACCAUGUACUUAUAUUGUUGAAUUAAGAGAUCCAAGAACUUAUUCUUGGUCAACUUAUGUUUCAGCAUUAUCAGAUACUAGUGUUCAAUUGCGUAAUCUCAAUUUAAAUCAUAUUUAUGCUGUUAGAGUUCGAGCUGAAAAUACAUUUGGGGUUAGUGAUCCAUCACAACCAGUAACCAGUCGUCUUUUAACUCGAACUGAUGAACAACAAGUAGAAAGUGAAAAAGAACCUACAAAUAAAACAAGACGACCAUAUACUUCUAUGCAUGAUGAUUAUGGUGGUGCUCGACCAUCAUUACAAGUCGAUGGACCUGAUAUUCAAUAUUUUCUUGAAGGUCAAAACGCUCGUAUUACCAUGUUACUCGUUGGUUAUCCAAUACCUGAAAUAACUUGGUUUCAUGAUGGUGAAAAAAUUCCAUUGGAUGAUUCACGUGUAAAAUUAUACAAUGACCGCCGUGGUUAUGCAUGUCUUUCGAUUGAUUCCGCUUUAGCAUCUGAUGAAGGUACUUAUGAAAUAGUUGCCGAAAAUAAAUAUGGUGCAGCACGUCGUACUGUGUACUUAUAUCUUGCUGAUCCGCCGAUGUUUCUUGAACCGUUACAAGACACACGUUGUCGUACACAUGAUACAUUUAGACUUGAAUGUAAAGUUGAUGGUAUACCCUAUCCAGAAGUACGUUUUUAUAAAGAUUGGCGUUUAUUAGCUGAUUCAUAUCGUACACGUAUACGACAUAUUGAACCUGACAUAUGGCAAUUAACAAUAUAUGGUGCUAUUGAAAAAGAUACCGGCCUAUAUACUUGCACAGCAAAAAAUAUUGCUGGUGCAACAUUAUCAUCAGCUAAUGUUAGUAUUGAAGAUAAUCUUUUAAGUAUUCCAAGACCAGAUCUAGAAAGGCCUACAAUGACAUUUAAGAAGAAACGAUUCGAUGAAGAUUAUGAUAUACUAGAGCGAAUUGAACAUGGACCCAUAUCAUCUGUAUAUCGCGUUAUUGAACGUCGAACAGCUAAAGAACGUAUUGCUAAAAUUGUUCACAAUUCAAAAUAUUUCGAUUGGCUUAGACGUGAGAUGGACAUUUUAUCACAUUUACAUGAUUCAAAUAUUCCACGUAUACAUGAUGCUUAUGAAACAGACAAAAUGCUUGCAAUUGUACUUGACAAUUUUUAUGGAAAUGAUCUUCUUGAAAAUCUAUUAAAUCGCCGAACAUAUACUGAACGUGAUGCAGCUUUAAUAAUUCGUGAUCUUGUUGAAACACUUAAACAUUUGCAUUCCAGAAAUAUUGCUCAUCUCGAUAUAAAACCUGAUAAUAUUUAUAUUGAUAAUCGUCAUGAUCCAAUACGUGUGCAAUUAUUAGGUUUUACAAAUGCACGUCAUUUAACGGGUUCAUCAAAUGUUUAUUCUGAUUAUGGUACACCAGAAUAUGUUGCACCAGAAAUUGUUCAUCGAUAUCCAAUAUCACUUAACACUGAUAUGUGGAACAUUGGUAUUCUUACUUAUCUACUACUUGGUGGUCAAACACCGUUUAGUGGUUCAAAUGAUUUUGAAAUAUUAAAAAAUAUACGCAAUGGUCAUUGGAUAUUUAAUGAUUGUUUUUCUAAUAUAUCAGCUGAUGCUAAAGAUUUUAUUUCACGUUUACUUAUACCUGAUCAACAAAAUCGUUUAACAUCUGAAGACGCAUUAAAUCAUCCAUGGCUUAAAUAUGCAUUACAACAUGUUGAUACAACACCAAUUUCAUCUGAUCGUUUACAAGGAGCUUAUUCAAGGCAACUUUAUAAUCGUGAACAUCGACGUACAUCAGUCCGACCAUUACCAACAAUAAGUGAAAUAGCUUCAAUGAAAGGUGAUUUUGGAGGUUAUAACGAUGAAAAAGAAACAAUAUAUGAUGACAGAUAUAUUCGAGCAAGAGCAAGACGAACAUCAAGAGAAGUCUCAUUUGAUGAACAUGAUCAUGGAACUGAUCGUCGACCAUCGUCAGCUGACGAUGAAAAUUUAACACCUGGCUCUUAUCUACUUCCAGUAGCUGAUGUUGAUUUUGCUAUUCGCAUGCGUAGUUAUCGUCGAACAAGUUAUCAAAAUCGUUAUGCAUCAUCAGAAUAUCUCUAUGCUCCACCGGUUGCACCAGUUGAACGUCUUCUUGCUCGUGAUACCGUUAAAGAACGUCUUCAUGUUGAUGGGCAAGGACGAAGAGUUCGCGGAUGUUCAGCUGUACCUCAUAGUGGUUGUUCUAUACCACGUGAAUUAAGUGCUCAACCUAAUGGUAGUACACGAGGAAUAUCUACAACACCAUCAUUUUAUGCACCUUAUGGACGAACCAGUGAAUCACCAGCACAUGGUUAUGGCAUAUCAACAAGAUAUGGAAGUACAUCAUGUUUAUCACCAUAUCCAAGUAGUACAAAACAUGCACCAAGUAUUCCACGAGAAUUUCAAGCACAAGGUUUCACACAAGAGCAACGUGGAACUAUAGGAGAAGGUUUUGCGUCUGUAUUUAAAGAAAAAUUAAUUGAUACAUCAUUUUUAAUUGGUGGUACUGUUAUAUUAAGAUGUAAAGUUCAAGGAAACCCAUUUCCACGUAUAUUUUGGUAUCGAAAUGAUGAAUUCAUAAUUGAAGAUGAUCGAAUACAAUUUGCUCAAGGCGAAGAUGGUCUUUGUACAUUAACAAUAACGCAUUGUAAGGCGGGUGAUAUUGGAAUUUAUCGUUGUGUUGGUAGAAAUCUCUACGGUGAUGCUUCAUGUAAAGCAAGAUUAUUAAUUGGAGAUGUUCCUGAUCGACCACAACGUCCAAUUGUAAUUGAUAUAUCAUCGUCAGAAGCUUAUCUUGUAUGGAGUUCGCCAUUAUACGAUGGUAAUAAUGAAAUAAAUGGCUUUCGUAUUGAUUAUAAAGCACGAGAAGAUCUUAAAUGGACACAAUCAACAUUUACAAUAGAAGAAUCAGCAUUGAUACAUGGUUUAAAACCAUCAACAUAUUAUCGCUUUCGUGUAUCAUGCAUUAAUCGUAUGGGUAUAUCAGCAUAUUCAUGGGCAUCAGAAGAAGUUCGUUCACUAGAUCAAGAUCAACAAAAUGAUGUAUUACUAACCAAAAUUGAUCGACAAUCAGCAUAUCGUUUACUUGAACAUCAACAUCGUUUAGACGAAAAAUCUCGAUCAACAAUUAAUAAUAUUUUAGAUGACUAUAAUAAACAAGAAAAAAUCAAAUCUUUAGGUGAAAAAACUGUUUUAAAACGUGAUUUAAACCCAUGGGAUUUAUAUAAAUUGAUUGAUGAAUUAAGUAGUUACGGUCGCAAAUGUGUAAUACGCUGUUCAGAACGUGCAACUGAUAGUGUUCGUAUAAUAAAAAUAACUGAUAAACAAGAUAAAGAAACAGAUGAAUUUAAUUUAUUAAAUUUGAUCUCACAUGAACAUAUCAUAACAAUGUUAGAUGCAUUUUUAUGGAAAAAUUCAUUUAUAUUGGUGACAAAUGAUUAUAUUGAAUUACCGGACUGGAUUUGCUUAAGACAUAAAUAUCAUGAAGAAUUAAUUGUUAAAAUUUUACGACAAAUAUUUGAUGCUAUACAUUAUUUACAUUUUCAUGGAAUUAUACAUUUAAAUAUUAAUCCAUCAAGUGUUGUUAAUGAAAAUCGUCUUGCUGUACAUAUAAAAUUGACAGAUUUUAGUUGUGCACAACAAAUAGCAUCUAUUGAAGGACAUAGUAUUGAUAAAAAUAAUUUACAACCAAAUAUUGAAUAUUCAGCACCUGAAAUACUUCACAAUGAACCAUGUGGCGUUCAAGCUGAUGUUUGGAGCAUUGGAGCAUUAACGGCUACACUUUUAAGUGGAUUUUCACCGUUUCCUGGUGAAAAUAUCGACGAAACAAUUCAAAAUGUUAGUUUUGUACGAUGGAACACUAAUGAAUUUUAUGAUGAUGUAACACAAGAAGCUGUUAUUUUUGUUCAACAAUGUCUUAAAAAGUCACCCCGAAAUCGAUUGACUAUUCCGGCAUGUAUUGACCAUAAAUGGCUUUCACUAGCAAGUGGAGCAACCAAUCGUCGUGAAAAUGCGAUAUUUUUAACUGAAAAACUUCGAAGAUUUGCACACGACUUUCGACAGAGAUGCCGAGCACAAACUGAAAUACAGCAAGAUACCAUUAUCGAAAUAUCAAAACGAUAG